AUAAAUGUACUCAUAAUAUAUCAUUUAAGAAUGGUGAAAAUGACAGCUAUGAUACUAUGACAGCUGAAAACUUUUUACAUGUACUUCAAUAUCAGUUUCCUCUUUUACACGAUAUGUGGAAAAACGAACCAGAAGUACCAUAUGGAGUACACAUACUGAUUGGAUUUGUAGCUUUGAUAAUAGGAACAGGAGGUUUAAUAGGAAAUUUAAUAGUCAUUUGUCUGUUUGUGAGGUAUAAAAGUUUACGACGAUCUGCAAACCUUUUUGUUCUGAAUUUAGCAGUAGGUGAUACAUUACUUAUAGUUGCAAAUGUUCCAUUGUUAGUGAUUUCAAGUUUCCAUGCACAAUGGAUAGGCGGAGUAAUAGGUUGUCACCUUUUUGCUUUCUUUGGUGGACUUUCCGGUUUCGUGUGUAUAAAUACACUUACUGUACUUGCCAUUGAGCGUUGUGUAGUUAUUACAUGUCAUCUAACUUAUAACAACAGACUAUCGAAUCCCGGAGUUGUUUUAUUAUGUGUCACUGUAUGGAUAUAUUCAAUUGGAUGGUCUGUUCUACCGUAUUUGGGUUGGGGAGGACACAUGAUGGAGGGAUCAAGGACAUCGUGUACAUUUGAUUACUUCACAAAAACUAUGAACAACAGAACUUAUGUGAUAUGUUUAAUUGUGUUUUGUUUUGUAUUGCAGUUGAUAAUAAUAUCUGUAUCAUAUCUGAAAAUUGUGACAGUGGUAUUUUCCCGUCAACGCGAGAUUUCGCACUCGAAAUCAAAUUCUAAAGCGGUGUGCUUACGGAUUUCAUCAAGUAAAGAAAGGCUAAAAGUCGAAUGGCGUGCUACAAAAGCUGCGAUGAUUCUUGUUGUGGUAUUUUGUAUUUCUUGGACGCCUUAUGCUAUCAUUGCUUUGAUUGGUCAGUUUAGCGAUACGUCAUUCAUUACGCCGCUAUCGUCUGCUUUUCCUGGACUAUUUGCUAAAAUGUCUUCAUUAUUUAACCCGAUUAUCUACACGUUAUUACAUUCAAAGUAUAGAAAGAUGAUUCGAAGUAUUUUUAAAAAUUCGGGAGAAGUAAAAUAUAGAAACAACUCAAAUAAUACUCAAAAUAUGAAAUUAAAUUUUGACAGAGAGAGUAGUUCCAGCCCACACAUGGCAAUGCUUAGUAGAAGUAGAAGUACAACUGUAUUGUAACUGCUUCUUUAAACAUAGAGUGAUUUUCAUGUCGCAUUGAUUCGUAAAUUCUAUGAAGAUCAGC
Molecule: messenger RNA, 1242 nt
Organism: Mytilus californianus (California mussel)
Lineage: Eukaryota; Metazoa; Mollusca; Bivalvia; Mytilida; Mytilidae
Product: rhodopsin, GQ-coupled-like
Exons: 3
Coding region: 57-1178 (373 amino acids)
Biological process (GO): G protein-coupled receptor signaling pathway
Cellular component (GO): membrane
Molecular function (GO): G protein-coupled receptor activity
Source: RefSeq, a predicted model, not a curated record